Molecule: messenger RNA, 954 nt
Organism: Prorocentrum cordatum
Lineage: Eukaryota; Dinophyceae; Prorocentrales; Prorocentraceae
Source: the annotation of a GenBank genome assembly
AUGGCCCGCGCGGCCGUGGCGUGCGCGCGAUGGCGCGCGCGCGCCCCCGUGCUCACAGCCGCUGCUGCCGCGUGGGCUCUGCUGCGGGCGACCGCGCCGGCGUCGCCAGCGUGCGCCCGGCCGCUGCCGCUCUGGCGGGCGGGCGAGGGCCCGCAGGGGCCGGCGCGGGCCGCGCCGGGGCUGCGCGGCGCUCGGGCCCGCUCGGACGUCGAGCCGAGCAGGCACGGGCGGGGCGCGGGCGGCAGGAGGGCCGCCGGUGUCGGCGGCGGCGGCGGCGGCGCUCCGAGCCUGUUCGGCGGGCUCGGAGGCGAGAAGGCGCCGACGGACAAGUUCCUGACCGAUCGCCUCCCGGUGCUGGCAAAGUGCAAGCCCGUGGUCUUUGGCAUCGUCUUCCUUCUCGCCUACUACAAGGGCUGGGUAGGGCCCUGGGGCAUGUUUUUCGGCAUGCAGUCGAAGUCCUACUUCGACCUCCUGGGCAUCCCGAUGCGCUGCGUGCCGCAGAGCCCUUGCUUCGGUAGCCCCUUCGUCUACACGCAGCUGUACGCCGACCUGCUCGUGCGCGCGCCGGGGUUCAUCCUGAAGCUUCCCACCUACAUCAAGAAGCUGAUCGACGGCAGCUUGGCCAAAGAGCUGGAGGAGAAGAUGGAUAGCUUUGCCCAGAGCGCCCGCGACCAGGCGACCCAGCCGCAGCAGAAGAUGUCUGUCAUGCAGAGGUUGCAGGAGCUCGCCCAGCAGCAGCAGGGGCGGCAGGCGGGGCCCCCCCCGCGGGCCGCUCCGAGGUCCAGCCCCGGCAGCGGACCCAGUCCUGGGAGGGGGGAGUGGCAGGCGGCGCUGGACCCAGCGACGGGGCAGACGUACUACUGGAACACGGCCACCCGCCAGACGUGCUGGGAGCAGCCCGGGGCAGGCAAGCCUCCCGCGCGGCCGGCCGCCGCCGACGUGAUCGACGUGUGA